AUGCCUCCUCCUGCUGUUACAACCGAUCAAGUUGCCGCUCGAGGCCUCCAGGAUUUUCCCCACAAGGUGUUUUGUUGUCCCAGCUUUCGCCCCACUCCGCCUUUGCAGGAGAGCUGCUCGUUGGCACGGCGUGGUCGCGGGACUUCUCUGGCAGCGACGGUGCAGAAGCUGCCUGCCACAGAGUACGUCAUGACCGUCGACAAGACGGGCGGCGGCAAGAUGGGCCUGCGCCUCGAGGGCCCCGAUGACGCCUCCGAGCUCCUGGUGACAAACGUCGCGGAGGGGCUCCUCUGUCAGCGGUGGGGCCUGCAGAACCCCGAUCGGGCGGUGCUGGCCGGCGACGUCCUCCUGGAGGUGAACGGCGUGCAGGGCAGCGCCACGCUGAUGAAGGAGGAGCUCAGGAAGGACGGGCUGGUGAGCAUGCGUCUGCGCCGCGGUCCUGGUCACGUCUGGUCUGACCACGCCAUGAGGCGUUCCGCCUUCGACUAG
Prorocentrum cordatum is the source of this 489-nucleotide messenger RNA. The record is from the annotation of a GenBank genome assembly. Lineage: Eukaryota; Dinophyceae; Prorocentrales; Prorocentraceae.